This is a messenger RNA of Sphaerodactylus townsendi, 1056 nucleotides long. RefSeq names its product forkhead box H1 (gene FOXH1). Lineage: Eukaryota; Metazoa; Chordata; Lepidosauria; Squamata; Sphaerodactylidae. Bases 1 to 1056 code for a protein of 351 amino acids. The record is from RefSeq and is a predicted model, not a curated record. The transcript has 4 exons. Gene Ontology annotation, molecular function: sequence-specific DNA binding; DNA-binding transcription factor activity. Gene Ontology annotation, biological process: regulation of DNA-templated transcription.
AUGAGAAAAGGCCCCGAGGGGGCGGGCGGGGCCCAGCCCAGCCCCGCCCCGCCCAGCCCAGAAGAGGCCAGGCUCGCCCCCCCGCCCCGCAGUCGCCCAGCCGUCCAGCGGGCCAUGGCCCUCGCAGGCACCCAGCCGCCCCCGGAGGCAGAGCCCCCCGGCCAGCCGCCGGCCCCGGCCCCCCAGGAGAGCCCCGCCGUCGGGCAGCGCCGCCAGGCCAAGAGGAAGAAGAAGUACCGCCGCCACGCCAAGCCCCCCUACACCUACCUGGCCAUGAUCGCCCUCGUCAUCCGCGCCGCCCCGGCCAAGCGCCUCAAGCUGUCCCAGAUCAUCAAGGAAAUCAGCGCCCUCUUCCCCUUCUUCAAGGAGGGCUACCAGGGCUGGAAGGACUCCAUCCGGCACAACCUCUCCUCCAACGACUGCUUCUCCAUGCUUCUGAAGGAUCCGGCCAAGCCCAACGCCAAAGGGAACUUCUGGACCGUGGAUGUGGACCGCCUCCCGCCAGAGGCGCUCAAGCUGCAGAACACCCCCAUCUCGCGCCAGGAUGAGGUGACCUUCACCCACGACUUGACCCCUUACAUCCUCCACGGCCUCCCUUUCACGGCCUUGUGUCAGCCUGGCAAGUGGGCGCUACCUGUGGCUCGGCCCCUCCCGGCCAGAGGUGCGGCAAAGGCCUCCCAGCCGCACCGGGUCAGCUCUUUUGCUAUUGAGGACAUGCUGCCCAACUUGAAGAGGGAGGAUUCGAAGCUGGAACCAGAAAGAGCCGCUCCUGCAUCCUUGCCCUCCCCGCCCGCUGCAGCCCCAGACAGCCAGGGCCUGUCCCCGGGGAGUGGCGACUCCUCUUCCUGGAGCGACGGGAGCUCUUUGGCCUCUCUCUCCCCGGCCAGGCCUCCCCAGUUCCUCUGCGCCUGCAGCAGCAAGGUUUGCUGCAUGUCUCCCAACCCCACAGUGUGCCAGUUUCCCAUCAUGCCCUGGGGCCAGCUGCCCGCCUCUUACACCGCCGCUGCCCGUACAGCCCCGCAGCCUACUUGGAUUCCGCCUAUUGGAACAUGGUAG